ACACGGAACUGGAGUGCCAGUUCACGGUCGAGCGCUGUGUGUGUGAUUCAGAUAAUUAUGCGAGAUUUCCUUUACAUCUAUUUGUAUUAACAAUUUGUGGAGAUCUGCUACACGACUAUAUUCCCACACUGCUGUGAGGUCAGCGCGAUUAGUGGCUAUUCCCUGCAAAAUAUUUGGUGAUGCGCGCGGCGAGCUCUGCCAGACGAGAGGCCAUAGUAACAACACACAGCUCGUCUCAACUUAUCUCACAAUGCAGUCUUACUCCUCCCAAGGAAAGCUGGUGCGGAAUGGGGAGAAGAAUAAGUUAGUGAUCUGUAUAGAGGGGAAUAUUGCUAGUGGGAAGACAACAUGCCUGGAGUAUUUCAGCAAAACCAGUAACAUUGAGGUGCUGACUGAGCCAGUUUCCAAAUGGAGGAAUGUUCGAGGACACAACCCCCUGGGGUUAAUGUACCAGGACCCUACUCGAUGGGGCAUCACUCUACAGACUUAUAUCCAGCUAACCAUGCUGGACCAACACCUCUCAACAAUAUCCGCCCCAAUGAGAAUGAUGGAAAGGUCCAUCUACAGUGCCAAGUACAUCUUUGUGGAAAAUCUUUACAGAAGUGGGAAGAUGCCCGAGGUGGACUUUGCUGUUCUUAGUGAGUGGUUUGAGUGGAUCACUCAGAACAUUGCCAUUCCGGUGGAUCUUAUCGUUUAUCUCCAGUCGUCUCCACAGACCUGCCAUGAGAGGCUAAAAGAGAGAUGCAGGGAGGAGGAGAAGAUCAUUCCUUUGGAAUAUUUAGAGGCAAUCCAUCAGCUGUAUGAAGACUGGCUGAUAAAGAAAACAUCCUUCAAUGUUCCUGCUCCAGUCCUUGUAAUUUCGGCAGACGAUGACCUGCAGAAGAUGAUCCUCCAGUAUGAGGAGAACAGAGAGAAGAUUUUAUCAGGGAGCAAUGUGUGACUGAAGUACAGUGCCUUCGAAAAUGAUUCAGACCCCUAGACUUUUUCAAUAUUUUGUUAGGUUACAGCCUUAUUCUAAAAUUGAUUAAAUUGUUUUUUUCCCCCUCA
This is a messenger RNA of Oncorhynchus mykiss (rainbow trout), 1047 nucleotides long. RefSeq names its product thymidine kinase 2 (gene tk2). Gene Ontology annotation, cellular component: cytoplasm; mitochondrion. Gene Ontology annotation, molecular function: deoxynucleoside kinase activity; ATP binding. Gene Ontology annotation, biological process: nucleobase-containing compound metabolic process. NCBI's taxonomy places the organism in Eukaryota, Metazoa, Chordata, Actinopteri, Salmoniformes, Salmonidae. The record is from RefSeq and is a predicted model, not a curated record.